CAUACCAAACCAACCAACAAACUGAAUUGGAAUUGAACAGUCAACUCCUUGAAUUCUGUUUCUGCUAUUAAAUUGUUAUUUAUUUUAUAACUUAGUGUUUUUAUUUAUUUGGUGAUGCUAUAUUGCAUCAUACGUUGAAAUUUAAUCAAAUUAAGCUUCAUAGAUUUUCUGACACGGAUAGAAUAUGGCUCGUCAAGGAACGCGAUUAGAUGCAAAGAAAGUUAAUUCUGAACUUUUCACCCUAACCUAUGGAGCAUUGGUCAGUCAGUUGAUCAAAGACAGUGACAACAUUGAAGAAGUCAAUAAACAGCUCGAGAGAAUGGGUUACAACAUCGGCAUCAGAAUUAUAGAAGAUUUUCUCGCCAGAACAAAUGCUGGUCGCUGUUACGACUUCAAGGAUACCGCUGAAAAGAUUCAGACUGGGUUCAGGCUGUACUUGGGUAUCACUCCGGUUAUCACCAAUUGGAGUUCAGCUGGGGAUGAGUUUUCGCUCCAGUUUGAGUCCAGUCCACUCACAGAGUUUGUCGAGUUGCCUGACCAUUGCCUGGGCCUCAAGUAUAUGAAUGUUCUCACAGGAGUUUUGCGAGGUGCUUGUGAAAUGGUCCAGAUGGAUGUUAGCAGCUGGUUUGUGCAAGACGUACUCAAAGGCGACAGUGUUACUGAGUUAAGGGUAAAGUUUAUCAAACGUCUUGAAGACGCAAUUCCUGCCGGAGAAGACUAAACAUUCCGUUGAUGAAACAUAAGCCCCAUCCAUAUGUGUUCUGACACGUCUCUGCAUGUAAAUGCUCAAUUAUUGAAGAAAAAUUGAGCUUUGAAGUCUCAAAUUUGUUACCUAUUCAUGUAGUUCAAGGGCGAUCAGUAAGUUAGGUAAUCUGUCUAAAAGGGUUUUGAUUUAUGUUAAAUACAUUUAUCUGUUCCAAAUUUAAAGUUUGAAAUUGUAUUUUGGAGGAAAAAGGUUUUCGAUGUGGUGCUACCUAAUGGAGAGCCUGCAAGCCUUUAAUAUUUUUCUGUGUUUGGAAAUUUAAUUAUUAAAUUAAAAACCUUCUUUUAUGAGUUCAUGUUGACAUUAAUUUUGUCAGUAAAAAUCUAAUUUAUUUAAUUAGUGUAUUAAAUUGAACCGAUUUUUUAUUUACCACAUAAAAGUAAAUUGCCAGUUGAAAAUUAGUUUUUUUUCUUACUUUAUCUGACAAAAAUUUAUUUUUUAUCUUUUUGUCAUUGCCUAAUUGAAAUAGUAGUUUUUCAUUGCUAUUUAAUUUGUUUUUGUUUUAAAUAAAUAGUUUAUGUCCAUCCUCUUUACCCUUAAGAAUAAAUAAUGAGCCUUAUAUCUAUACGUAAUUGUGUUAAUAAAUUUUGUCAUUAAUAAAUAUAAGAUCCUGUGUGCUUAUUAUUUCAUAUUGCAAUCGUCUAAAAAAAUACAGUGGAAAAAGAUUGUUUAUGUACAUAGUUAGUUAUGUUGAAGACAUUAUUUUUGUUUGUAUUUAUUAUUCAUAUAUAUGACUUGAUUCAUUAUAUACAUCUUAUAUAUGAAAAAUUCUGAUUUAUUCAUAGAUUCACUAAUGAUUAUUGUAACAUAUUAUUUUUAAAUAGGUCAUUAUUGUCUCAUUAUCUGAUUAUGUUAGGUCACUUUAAAAUAAGUUGUGAAACAAAAACAUGAAUAUGUUGAAUGUUUACAAACGCAUAUUCUUCAUUUUUGUACACAAUUGUAUAAUUUAUCAUGGACUUCACUAGUUGUAGUAAAAUUUAGAGCAUGUUACUCUCACAUGGCUGUUGUCAUAAGCCAUUUAUUUGGCCAGAUUUAUUCAAAUGCAUUGGCAAAGUCAAAUUAAGUUAGUUGUUCUAGAGCCUGGAUUGUUUCAAAAUUAAAACCCUGCCAGUUAAAAUAAAGUAACAUUUAAAGAUUUGUUUAUAAAUUAUUUAUGACAACUUUAUUUACACAUUCAAUAAAGAUUUUAAAUGG
Messenger RNA from Macrosteles quadrilineatus (aster leafhopper), 1957 nucleotides. RefSeq names its product trafficking protein particle complex subunit 3 (gene Bet3). Gene Ontology annotation, cellular component: cis-Golgi network membrane; TRAPP complex; cytosol. Lineage: Eukaryota; Metazoa; Arthropoda; Insecta; Hemiptera; Cicadellidae. The record is from RefSeq and is a predicted model, not a curated record. The transcript has 4 exons. Bases 185 to 721 code for a protein of 178 amino acids. Gene Ontology annotation, biological process: endoplasmic reticulum to Golgi vesicle-mediated transport; intra-Golgi vesicle-mediated transport.